This is a messenger RNA of Scophthalmus maximus (turbot), 1693 nucleotides long. It is a transcript of the gene pnpla4, whose product is annotated as patatin-like phospholipase domain containing 4. Bases 241 to 1002 code for a protein of 253 amino acids. The transcript is spliced from 7 exons. Gene Ontology annotation, molecular function: triacylglycerol lipase activity; retinyl-palmitate esterase activity. Gene Ontology annotation, biological process: triglyceride catabolic process; lipid homeostasis. Gene Ontology annotation, cellular component: lipid droplet; membrane; cytoplasm. The record is from RefSeq and is a predicted model, not a curated record. Lineage: Eukaryota; Metazoa; Chordata; Actinopteri; Pleuronectiformes; Scophthalmidae.
GGUAUGCUCGACUCCGGUGCUCCGUCCGUGAGCGGUGCUAAAAAGGAAGCCUCGAGUGUAAUCAUCGGCAGUUGUGUGUUUUAUGUUGUUUUGGCGACCGGUAACGAGGGUUUCAGCUGUGCACCUGGUUCUCUUAAGCUCAAAGUCGUCAACGUGAGCUAACGCCAGAGGGAUUUUCGGAGUUCGGACCAUAGAUGUACUAAUAACACCGAUUCGGACUGUUGACACGGGGAACCGGAGAUGGCGGUCCUGAAUCUGUCCUUUGCUGCAUGUGGUUUCUUGGGGAUCUACCACUUGGGUGCUGUGGGGGCCAUUCUCCGCCACGGGGACAAGCUGCUGGGCUCCCUCAGGGCCUGCGCCGGGGCCUCGGCCGGGGCCCUGGUGGCUGCUGUAAUGAUCACGGCUCCUGACAAGCUGGAGCAGUGUAAAGAGUUCACCCACAGGUUUGCCAACAGUGUGAGAGGACAGCCGUUUGGAGCGGUCACACCGGGAUACGACUUCAUGCUCACACUACGGGAGGGGAUGGAGGAGAUUCUGCCCAGUGAGGCUCACAGUCUGGCCACGGACCGCCUCCACAUCUCGAUGACGCACUCGGGAAGUGGCAAGAACCACAUUGUGUCCAGGUUUACCUCCAGGGAGGAGCUCAUAAAGGCUCUACUGGCCAGCAGCUUUGUACCGGUCUAUGCUGGACUCAAACCUGUGGAGUUCAGGGGACAGAAAUGGAUUGACGGAGGGUUCACCGACAGCCUGCCAACUCUGCCUGUGGGACGAACCAUCACCGUGUCUCCCUUCGCUGGACUGCAGGACGUGUGCCCUGUCCACGGGGGUCGCUACAACGGUCAGCUCAGACUGGCCAACAUGGACAUUAUGUUCUCCAUGGAGAACAUCAAACGUCUGAACCAGGCUCUAUUCCCUCCAUCUACCAGCAGCAUGCACGUGUUAUGUGAACAAGGUUUCGAUGAUGCCGUGAGAUUCCUGAAGAGAGAGGCCUGGAUGAGCUGACGCUCACGUCCACUCAUGGAAAGAACAAGCAGGAAGCCAAGCACCAUUCACAGAAAUGGAUUUUACUGUAUUUAUUUCCAUUUUGUUUCCAUGGAGUGAUGUUGCAGAGAACCUACAUGCACAUUGAUCCAACAGCUCCAUGUGGACUGAUCUGUGAACAUCACUUGUGACGGCCUCAGUGUAUAUUUUUGAAGCAGAGCAUGAAAGAGUGUGUGUGUCAUUGUGAGCUUCAAUCAGAUUAUGCGUUAUCACACGCACAUUCUGGGUCUCUUCCUCUGCUCUGUGACGGCAGCUGAACAUGAUGAAAAGCCGUCACGAGAACAUGCACUCUUCAUCAAUUUUUCAAGGAGGCAUUUAAUAUCACCCAGCUUGAAGCAGUGAGGCGGAAAAAAAUUGGGAUAUCGCAGCACUUCACAGGAACUCCAUGCUGCCGUCAUGGAUGCUGGGAGCCCCCUACGGACAUGAGGAUGGAGCAUCGUCUUUGAAGUGCCCAGUGAUUCCGCGGGGGUUCCUUUUUUUGAUUUCCUCAAGCUUCAGGAGUCGAGAGCAGGUUCCCAUUUGUUUUUAUUUAUAAAGUUAUAUAUGACCUUUGCUGUAAAAUGAGUAUUAAUAUUUGAAUUUGAAAAUGAGAAAAUUAACAUUAAACCAACAAUGGCUGAAAUGGCACUGAUCCUGAUGGGAUAUUUUCAAG